AUAAGGCGCCACAGUGCAGUGGGGUCAUCAUAGUACUUUUCCAAUAUUAGACCUCCUCCGACAAUCUUGACACUACCCAAACUACUCAAGUUCCAAAUAACAUCUAAAGGAUAAAACUGUCAAUUCCUCUCACCACUUCAACAGCAAAGUUGAAAUUGAAAACUCCCAAUUUGGCAAUUGGCUCUGUUUGCAAUUCAGCAUAGGUAGUAACGUUGAGUUCGAACGCCAUUGCAUAGAAGUAAAGCACAUGAAAAAAAAACGUGGGUACUAAAAACAAAAAACUCCUGGAAAAAUCACGAAUUCCAACCCCCCCAAAUUAGUCAAAAACACGAAAACCAAGAGAGGAUCAGUUAGGAAUUGGCCUCUGCAUGCUUGCCAUUGUGAGGGUAGUUGUCAGUUUGCUACACUCUUUUGGUUUAAGUAUUCUUUUGGGGAUUCUUGGUUUUUGAGACAGAAUUAUUCUGGCAAUGGCUGGUUAUUGCUCCUGCUGUGUUUCCUUGGAAAAGGUUGAAGAAGAUCUCACAGCUUAUGGGAUGAACCUCAUGAAUCCUCCCUCUGCCACUGAUGAGCUCUUCAAACUUCUUGAGAAAGUUGAGUCCUUACUGAAAAUGGUAAGUCAGCACCCUUUUGAUUCGACGAGAAGUGCACUUCAACCUGUAAUGAAAGCACUGGUUAGUAAUGAGCUUCUGAGGCAUACCAAUGAAGAUGUCAAAGUUUCAGUUGUUUCUUGUAUCACUGAGAUUUCUAGAAUAUUUGCCCCAAAGUACCCUUAUGAUGAUCAUAAACAACUGGAGGAAAUUCUCCAGCAAACUGUAAUGGCAUUGAAAAAGUUAUCUGAUGUUAGUGGCCGCAGUUAUCGUAAGGUGGUCCGAAUUCUUGAAAUUUUUGCUAAAGUAAGGGUCUGUGUGGUGUUAUUGGACCUUGAAAAUGAAACUUUAGUUAUCGAGAUAUUCAGACUUUUUCUUGAGGUCAUCAGGCCCUACCAUCCUCGUAAUAUAUUCACUUGGAUGAAAGAAAUCAUGACUCGGCUCAUAGAAGGCAGUGAAGAACUCUCAGUAGAGCUUCUACAGCCUCUUCUUGAUAGUGUCAAAAUUGAUAAUCAGAUGGCUUCACCUGUUGCAUCAAAAUUGGGGGAGAAAGCCCUAAAAGACUCUGCUGCCAUUGUUAAACCUUACUUUGCAGAAGCCCUAAAGUCAAUGAGCUUAGAUUCUGAUUAUUAUGCUGAAAUUGGUACCUUAUUAUGCAAUGAAUUGCCAAAAGGAAAAGAAAUGAUGACAAUUGAAAAUGCACCUGAUACUGUACAUCAUGUAAAAGUUGGUCCAUCUGUGGCUAAAAUUUGUGAGCCAGCGCUGCAGGAUGACACUCACAGGGAGAAGCUAAAGGAUACUGGUACAACAAACAUCAUGAAACCUGACAAUCCAGAAGAUGUGCAAAACCAGGAAGGGACUGGAAGUCUUGGUCAUUGGUUUCAGCCCAAGAAAAAUGAGAUCCUGAUAAAUGAGGAUUCUGAGCUGGUUGUGUUACUUCCAAUAGAAGAUGUGCCACAAUCCCAAGUUCAGGAAAAAAAUUCUCUUCAUUUAGGUCUCACUUGGGGAGGAGAGAGAACCAAGCGCACACUAUGUGCCAAAAGAAAACCAGGAAGGGACUCAAGAAAGAAUGAAUCUGCUUCCAAUUGUGAUGCAGAGAGAAAAUCUGAAUCUAGCAUAAAAAUGGAAGUAGGAAACCUCAAAGAACACAAGGAGCCAUCACUGCAACAAAUUUAUGGAAUGAAACAGAAGAAGAAGAAGAAGAAAACAACUACUAAGAUUCACGGUAUUGAAGAAUCUGGAGAUAAGGCUACUAAAUUAUCAGUCAAAGAUGAAAAUCACUUAAACAAAUGUGCUAAUUGUAAAUCUGGGAGGAAGUUGGCUACAAGGAAACAUGAGGAUUCUAAAAGGGCUCGUACCAGCAAAGAUCAUGGUGCAGAACUGAUCGGCGCUAAAAUAAAAGUUUGGUGGCCGUUGGAGCAAGCGUUUUACGAUGGAGUCAUUUCUUCUUUUGAUUCUGAGACAAACAAACACGAGGUCGUAUAUGAUGAUGGUGAAGUAGAAAAAUUGAGACUACAUAAACAACGAUGGGAGAUGCUUGAAGAUAAUUCAUCUCAAAAGGAUUCUAAAAGACCCUGCACCAUCAAAGAAUAUGGCAAGGAACUGGUUGGCGCUAGAAUAAAAGUUUGGUGGCCAUUGGAUGAAAAGUUUUACGAGGGAGUAGUUUCUUCUUUUAAUCCUAUGAAAAGGAAGCACAAGGUCGUAUAUGAUGAUGGUCAAGUAGAGAAAUUGAGACUACAUAGAGAACAAUGGGAGAUGCUUGAAGAUAAUUCAUCUCAAAAGGACCAUGAAUUAGACUUUCAAGGCCAUGCUGUUUCAUCUGCUACUGGAGUAGGUCUUCAAAGAAGAAAGCAAAGAGAAACUUCUCAACGGGGCCGAACAUCUCUUCAUCCAAAAGGUCUUAAAGUACUGCGAAGUAAAGGGCACUGAAUCAGUGGAAAUUUCUGUUGCAGGCGGGGAAGAAACUCAACUCCUGGAAGUCUUGAAGAAAUUUCAUAAACAAAUUGAUUUGAGAAGUGAAAUGUUAAGUCUUUGAAUAAUCAGUAGCAGCAAAAAACUGAAUGAGAAUGACAUUUUUCAUCAGGCAUAUUGAUCCUACAAGUCUUUUUAACUUGUCAUGCUUGUAGACGUAUAGUAUGUAGCUACCGGCUGUUCUUUGUGUUUACUAUUACUCAGCUUAUAUGUAUGGUUAAAUAACUGCUGUUGGGGAGUUCCGAAUUCCUACAAGUUAUUCUGUUUUCUUCAAUUUCAUCCUAGCUUUUCUUUUUAUU
Molecule: messenger RNA, 2857 nt
Organism: Solanum dulcamara
Lineage: Eukaryota; Viridiplantae; Streptophyta; Magnoliopsida; Solanales; Solanaceae
Product: sister chromatid cohesion protein PDS5 homolog D
Exons: 16
Coding region: 468-2516 (682 amino acids)
Biological process (GO): DNA repair; mitotic sister chromatid cohesion
Cellular component (GO): nucleus; chromatin
Source: RefSeq, a predicted model, not a curated record